GACAUCCACGCUCACACCGCACUUUCCUCCGUGAAGCUACCUGGAGGGGAAAUAUACAGCGGAACAAGUGAUCGGACUGGAUAUAAGCUACUAUUACAAAAAGAUGGAUUUCACGCUGGUUUUUCGUUGAUUCUCUACUUCUGUAAUUGCACUUUCAGCUCUUGUCUCCAGAGCUGUGUGCGCGUCCCAUAUUUGAUCAUUUUAAUUUAAUUUAUUUAUUUAUUUUUUUCCUUUGGAUGGGGAGGGCGGUGUCGAGUAUACUGAUCCCAAUUUGGAUGUUUAUUGCUGACAGAUUUUUGUAAUCCCUCGUCCACGUCCAUGACUGAGCCAGGGUGCAGCCGGAGACGUGGCUCCCCACUCGGGAAAACCUACGGCUAAAGUUUGAAGGGUGCUUCGGUGCGUCCAGUCUCCCCCCACCACAACACUGGAUUUGCAAUCACCCAUAAAUUGCAUUAAAUAUCUCCGCACUCGGGUGGGACUCAUUUGGUUUGGAUUUAUAGCGCUUCUGGAUUUCACCCCCAUCUAAAUCAUGAGGACCGUCAUUAUUGAUGGGGGGCGACUCCUUUUCCUGGUGAUGUGUCUGAACCUUGUGCCUCAAACUGACAGCUGCCCUGCCAAGUGUGUGUGCUACAGUGAGCCCAGACCCACUGUGGCUUGCCAACAACAAGGACUGUUUUCCAUCCCCACUGAGAUCCCUGUACGGAGCCAACGGAUAUUCCUCCAGAGCAACAAGUUGACGGUAGUGAGGUCUACCAGCUUCAGUUCUUGCCAUAAUCUUACUGUCCUCUGGCUCUACUCUAACAACAUCAGUUACAUUGAAGCUGGAGCUUUUUAUGGCCUUGAAAAACUAGAGGAACUGGACAUUGGAGACAACAGCAACCUCCGCACCAUCAGCCCAACAGCCUUUCGGGGCUUAACAAAGUUGCACACUCUCCAUCUGCACAGGUGUGGCCUGUCAGAGCUCCCUGUUGGCGUUUUCCGAGGAAUGUUCUCCCUGCAGUACCUUUACCUACAGGACAAUAAUAUUCUAACGCUGCAUGAUGACACCUUUCUGGACCUUGCCAACCUCACCUAUCUCUACUUGCACAAUAACAAGAUCAAGAUAGUAACGGACAACAUGUUUCGAGGCUUAAUCAAUCUGGACAGACUGCUGCUACACCAGAAUCGAGUUAUCUUUGUCCAACCCAGGGCUUUUAGUGAUCUCGGCAAGCUGAAAUCCUUGUUCUUGUUCUUCAACAAUCUUACGGUCUUGACAGGGGAGACCAUGGACCCGCUGGUUUCCCUUCAGUAUUUGCGUUUAAAUGGGAACCAGUGGAUCUGUGACUGCAGAGCGAGGACCUUGUGGGAGUGGUUCAAACGUUUCAAAGGUUCCAGCUCCGAGUUGGAGUGCAAUGUCCCUGAGUUCCUGGUUGGAAAGGACUUGAAACGACUGAAAAGCGAAGACCUGGAGGGGUGUGUGGAAACCCCACAAAUUCAGACCAAUCUCUUCAGCUCCAAGGCACAGUCAGGAAAAUUCCCUUCCACUGAAAGCCCACUGGGGGAUGGCAUUCCCAGAUGCUGUCUUGGAGAUAAUGAUAAGUCCUCUAUCCUGUCCGGCAAGAGUCGACAAAUCACCAACAACCCCCUUAAGGAGAAGGAGAACAUGUCCAAGACAAAAUACAAGCAGCAGGAGAGAACAAAAAAUGAGACCCAGAACAAGCAGAAUGAUGGACCUCUGGGAACCUUGUCCAACAACCUGGACAAGACUUUGGAAAACCUAAAUCCUGAGUUUAUAGAUAAUCCAGAAUCAUCAACAGCAUCAAACAAAAAGAAAAAGAAGUGCUCCAAAAAGCCCAAAUCAGACACCCACUGCAUCAAAGGCCGAGGCUCUACUUUGCAAGUGCUACACUUUCUCAUCAUUCCCAUGACCUGGAUAUCUCUAGCCAUUUCUUAGGACUCCUGAUGACACUCUGCACACAGGACUCAAGAAUGUUGAUGCUAAUGACAAUGAUACAGAAGAUGCAGUGACAUCUACAACAGGCAGAGACUGAGAAGAGAGAAGUCAUGUUGACAUGCCAAUGCUGGAGACAAACAAUAUUGACAAAGUAAGAGUACAAUAAACAAAAUGGAUGCCUUUACAGAACACUACAGAUCUAAUGUAAAUAAUGAAUUGGUGCCCAAAAUUGUUUGUUCUCUAUGUACUCAACUGUACUGUGUCUAAGCUACACUUUGGAGACUCCUCCCUGUUCCCUUUCAAAAGCUUUUACUGCUUAGACAGACCACCGAAGGACAGAAAAAAGAGAAAAACAAAAAAACAAAUACAGGAAAUCAGAGACUGAAUACACACAAAGAAUGUUUGGUCUGUUUAAUGAAGGAAAAAAAAAAAACAAAAAAAAAAACAAUCCUACCCUCUCAUUAUUUAUUCAAUCAUGCAUUUGUUGGGUAAUGUUUUAUUUUUUUUGUUUUGUUUUGUUGGUUUUGCUUUGGAUUUUUUUUAUAUUUUUAAAAACAAAUGUUUUACCUCCCUGGACUUUAGUUCUAUUUUCUUGAGAGAAAGGAUAUAUGGGGAGCAUUACUAAAAGAAUGCUGUCCGUUUGUUCAUGGAGAUUGCAAUUGAACCAUAGAUAUGCAUUUUAUUUUACUUGUGUACAAGUAUGAAUAUAUUAUGAAUAAAAGUUCUUAUUUCGUA
Molecule: messenger RNA, 2668 nt
Organism: Melanotaenia boesemani (Boeseman's rainbowfish)
Lineage: Eukaryota; Metazoa; Chordata; Actinopteri; Atheriniformes; Melanotaeniidae
Gene: rtn4r
Product: reticulon 4 receptor
Exons: 2
Coding region: 530-1933 (467 amino acids)
Cellular component (GO): plasma membrane
Molecular function (GO): protein binding
Source: RefSeq, a predicted model, not a curated record